Messenger RNA from Eimeria acervulina, 2379 nucleotides. RefSeq names its product Inner arm dynein, group 5, related. The transcript is spliced from 12 exons. The annotation marks the transcript as partial. Gene Ontology annotation, cellular component: dynein complex. Gene Ontology annotation, molecular function: dynein intermediate chain binding; dynein light intermediate chain binding; minus-end-directed microtubule motor activity. Gene Ontology annotation, biological process: microtubule-based movement. The record is from RefSeq and is a predicted model, not a curated record. Lineage: Eukaryota; Apicomplexa; Conoidasida; Eucoccidiorida; Eimeriidae.
AUGCCUGAGGCUUCGCUGUUCGACUGGCAGAAGCAGCUGCGCCACUACUGGGAUGAAGAAAGCGACAGCACUUUAAUUUUUCAGCUGUCUUCGCAGUUUGAAUAUGCAAAUGAAUAUUUGGGGGCCCCCGAGCGUCUUGUUAUUACUCCUCUUACAAACCGCUGCUGGCUUACUAUCACCAGGGUUUUGGCUAGCGGUGCGUGGGCCUGUCUUGAUGAAUUCAAUCGGCUCGAUUUGGAGGUUUUGUCUGUCCUGUCGCCUCAAGUCCACUACGACUUUGGGCUUAGAGCAGCCAAAGCGGCGCUGCUGAGGGCAGGAGAAUUGAGAAGAGAAAACCCCAACAAAUCCGAAGAAGCAGCGCUAGCUCAGGCCAUCAGAGACUCAAAUGAACCCAAAUUCACAGCAGAAGACAAACCUAUCUUCCAGGCUCUUCUGCACGACUUCUUCCCUCAACUCGACGAAGAAUCAGACAAAGACUCAGCACUUGAACAAUCUAUUAGCGAAUCUAUGAAGGCUCUAGAUUUAGUGCCGCAUGCGGAGGGGGUUCAGUUGGGUGUUUAUUUGAGACAGCUGUUAGAAUCUCGAAGAGGUAUUAUUGUUUUAGGUGCAGCAGGAAGCGGGAAGAGCAGCACAAUUGCUGCUGUUGUUCAUUCACUGUCUGAUGCUGCUGCUGCUGCUGCUGCUGAAGAAGCAGAGGCGGAAGCAGAGACCACCUCAACGCUCAUCAGCACUAACACCAACCCAGACAGGAGAAGAAGAAGCAGCAACAGCAACAACUGCAGCAGCAGCAGCAGCAGCAGCAGCACCAGCAGCAGCGAUAUUCCAACGGGAGCCGACCCCACAGACGAUCCCGACGAGGAGACGGGAGGGGAGACCGAUGGUGGGACCCCCCGUGACCGCAGCAGCAGCAGCAGCAGCAGCAGCAGCAGCAGCAGCAGCAGCAGCAACGGCAUGGAAUUUGCUGCUGCUGCUGCUGCUGCUGCUGCUGUGCAGUGUCGUACACUCAAUCCAAAGGCUGUAAAACACUCCGAGCUGCUAGGGGUUUUAAAUGAAUCUACAAGAGACUGGGAAGACGGGGUUUGUAGUUUUAUUAUUCGUCAGUUUGCUGCAGCAGAAACAAACCCUAAAAAACAAAUUCUUAUCUUCGAUGGACCCAUUGACAGCCUUUGGGUGGAGUCAUUCAAUACUGUACUCGAUGAUAACCAAAUGCUAUGCCUACCCAAUGGCGAGCGCAUUCGCCUUACCCCUUCUAUUCGUCUUCUCUUUGAAGUCUCAGACUUAGCAGCAGCAUCACCCGCAACUGUUAGUAGAUGUGGGAUGCUGUUUGUCUCUCCUCAAGCUCUUAACUGGAAAGUUAUUAUGCAAGCAUAUCUAGCAAGACUGGCGGAUUCGGUGCCUCCCUCUUUCAUUGAAUCUUUGAGGCAUCUCUUUGAGCUAUCAAUCCCUCCUUGUGAAGUGUUUCUACAAUCAGAUGGGCUCAGCAGAGACACCCCAGGCAGCAGCAGCAGCAGCAGCAGCAGCAGCAACAGCAGCAGCAGCAGCAGCAGCAGCAGCAUGCUGAGCGCAGAGACAAUUGUUGCUUCAAUAUUUCGAAUGCUUAUUGCACUCCUCGAGCUGCCUGUACACCCCGCCGUCCCAGACCCCAGGCAAAAAGGAAACAGAGAACUGACAGACAGCAAAAGCCGUCGUUUAUCUCAGCGCGCCAGCAGCGUGCAUGCAGAACGUCUGAAAUCUGCUGCAUCUCUCGCCGCCAGACGCAGCAUUUCGGGUGUACAUACACCUGAAGAAGAGCUUAUUCCAAACCCCCACGCAACAGCAACAGCAGCAGCAGCAGCAGCAGCAGCAGCAGCAGGGGGAAGAGCGGAGAACAAGGCAGCAGCAAAAGAAACAAAAAUAAAACUCAACGAUCCUCAAGCGAUUGACAGAGCAAAGAGACAUAAAGCCUACUUCACCUCCUGGGAGAAGACGAUCCCACACGAUCCCAUCGACCCCACAACGAACUUCUCCUCCCUCCUCGUUCCUUGCAAAGAAACCAUUCGCACGCGAGCGAUGAUUGAUCUCCUCAUUAAAGGCAAAAUACCUAUUCUUCUCACUGGGCCUAGCGGAGCAGGGAAGACCGCUAUAAUGAAGCAACUGCUGCAAGACAAACAAAGACAAGAAAAUUAUCAUAUAAUCUCUUUGGGGUUUUCUUCUCACACUCAACCCUCCACAUUGCAAGCUCUUUUAGAAUCCAGAUUGGAGACAAAACAAAAAGCCCUGCUUGGCCCCCCAGCAAACCACGAUUGCAUUGUUUGGUUGGAAGAUGCAAAUCUGCCUCUUCCCGAUGCUUUCGGGUCUCAGCCUACAGCGGAGCUCAUAAGGCAAAUAGAGGAGUUUAAA